ACAGAGACUUACAUAUUUCACGUGUAGCACAUGAAGAGAUCCAAAGCAGCACGAUAUGCUAUGUCCAAACACAAAACUACAAAGUUUUCAUAUUUUAAUAUGAUCCACUUUCCCCUUUCAUCAUUCAUCACCAUUCACUAAUAGUACAAUAGGCACAACUAGAUUAAACAAUAUUUGCAUCCAAAAUGGCAGAAUCUCCAUCCACAAACACUACUCUCAGAUUAUCUGGAAAAAUUGCCAUAGUGACCGGAGGUGCCAGUGGCAUCGGCGAAGCCACGGCUCGUGUCUUUGCGAACCAAGGCGUUCGUAAAGUUGUGAUCGCCGAUAUCCAAGACGAGCUCGGCAAUCAAGUAGCUAUGUCCAUCGGUAAUGAAAGGUGCGCCUUUAUACAUUGUGAUGUUGCGAAUGAGGAUGAAGUUCAAAACCUCAUUCAAUCAACUGUCAAUACUUAUGGACAGGUAGAUAUAAUGUUCAGCAAUGCUGGAAUAUUUAGCCCCACUAGUCAAACAGUAAUGGAACUUGAUAUGUCUCAACUUGACCAUUUAUUUGCAAUAAAUGUUCGAGGAAUGGCAUUGUGUGUGAAACAUGCGGCACGUGCAAUGGUUGAGGGUCACGUGAGGGGAAGUAUCGUGUGUACAGGGAGUAUUCACGGUAGAGAGGGAGGCUCAAGAUCAACUGAUUACACAAUGUCAAAGCAUGCGGUGUUGGGGCUAAUGCGCGCGGCCAGUGUGCAACUGGCAACACACGGGAUAAGAGUGAACUGUGUCUCACCAAAUGGAUUGGCAACACCUUUGACUUGUAAGUUGUUGGGAAAGAGUCACGAAGAUGCACAAGAGAUUUAUAAAAGCUUAGCGAGGCUCGAGGGAGUGGUGCUCACGCCAAAACACGUGGCGAAUGCUGUAUUGUUUUUGGUUUCUAACGAGGCUGAGUUUAUUACAGGUCUUGAUCUUAGGGUUGAUGGUGGAUUUGUUCCGAAUGAUUUAUGCAGAGUGGUAGACAAUGCAAUGCCACAACCUUAGGCUUUAUUUCUUUUAGUUUUUAGUAAGUUAAUGUUUUGGUUCUGUUAUUUUAAAUCA
Lathyrus oleraceus (garden pea) is the source of this 1076-nucleotide messenger RNA. RefSeq names its product (-)-isopiperitenol/(-)-carveol dehydrogenase, mitochondrial. The transcript has 2 exons. Bases 186 to 1019 code for a protein of 277 amino acids. Gene Ontology annotation, molecular function: oxidoreductase activity. Lineage: Eukaryota; Viridiplantae; Streptophyta; Magnoliopsida; Fabales; Fabaceae. The record is from RefSeq and is a predicted model, not a curated record.